GAGCCGAUAAAGCUGCAUUUUCGUCUGUUGUUUCGUCUCUUGUCUCCCAUUCUAGCGCAACAAAAAAAAAAAUCCGCCACCGCUCAUUUGUUUUGUUUUUUUAGUAAACAGAACCCGGCACAAGGUGAAGAAGAAGAAGAAGAAGAAGAAGAAGAAGACUUAGACGUGUACCGUUAGCUAGUAUCUCUUCUGUCCGAUAACACGAGAAAAAGCAUGUCUGCUCAGCCCGGUGAGGAGCUAGGCUCGGAGGGGAAGUGGUUCGGGGAUGACUACGAGCGGAACGGCCUGUUUGGGAACACACCGACCCGCUUCGGCGAGCUGCGGGACGAACUGAAGCCGAGGGGCGGCGAGGUGGCCGGCGACCUGGACCGACAAUUUCACCCUUCCCAGGACGACGGGAAACGGCCCCCCGUUGCUAUGGGAACUGCAUCUACAGAUGACCUCAUGUCUGGCCCGUUUAGGACGCCUAUGAAUGAAGACGGCGACGUCUACACUUCCCUGAUGUCGAAUCAGAGCUACGCGUCCGGCCGAGAAGCCUCCUACCUGUCGGAUGACCUGAAACCGACUAAGCCCUCCUCCGCCCUGGAUCAGCUCUCUGGCGACCGCUAUAGCUUCAGCACCAAGAUGACCUCUGACCUGGGUGAUGACAUGCCAAAAUCUCUGUUAGGCUCAGAUAAGACGGAAUCCUACAACUACAUGGACAUUAGCCACGGGGAGGAGCGCCAUGACCACCACAGCCUGGUGGAUACAGGCUCAACCGGUCACGACUCGUUAGGCAGCUACAUGGAAAAGAACCACGCGAGAGAUGAGGAGGGAGACCUCGGGUCGGCACUGGGCUCCCACUCUUUCCCCUACGUGGAGGAGCCAUCUGACGAAGAGCUGUCGGACUACCGCUCCUACCGAAACCUGGGCGGCACCCCCCAGACGGCCAGCCCGGUGAAGAUCACUUUGACGGAGUCCCAUCCUCAAGCUGCCAAGAGUGAGCUGCCGCAGCACGCCCCCCCGGUCAGUGUGUCCGAGCGUGAAAACGUCCUCAGCGUGGGCUUGCAGGGGGUUCCCACUGUGACGCUAUCGGAGCCAGAGGACGACAGCCCUGCCUCCACUCCCAAUGCUUCGCCGACACAAAAAGAAUUCCGUUCCCAUGACAUGUUCAAGGCGGACGCAGCGAAGCCGGCGGCUUCCAAAAGCAGCCGGGGCUCAGCGGCGGGCGGCAGGGAGCACGACGGCAGCAGCGCCGAGUCCGGAGACUCCGAGAUUGAGUUGGUGUACGAGGAGCCUCCCAAGGCCGCUAGCAACCCAUUGGUCCAGCUGCCGAAAAGCAAGGGCGCUCCCAGCCAGCCUAACAACCCCUUUGACAAUCCCCCUGUGGCCAAGGGUGGUUUCGGCAGCCACGCUGCCCCCACAGCCUACAGCAUUCUGAGAGAGGAGAGAGAGGCGGAGCUCGACAGCGACCUCUUCAUCGAGUCCGCGUCCGAAGAGAGCCCCAAGAGAGCGCAGGGCUCCGGUGGCCCCAAACGGGGGGUGAGCCCUCCCUCUUCCCUGGCUCCCGGCGCCCCUCCCCGGAGCGCGGCGGCGCCGGCCGAGCACCUGACCCCAGAGAAGGUCAAGAGCCCGGUUAGAGUGGAGGAGGAUCGGCCCAGCAAGCCCAAACCGCCCACUGCCGCUGUGCCCCCAGAGGUGCGAUUGGAGAGGCCCCAACAGGACGACAUGCACAAGCUCGACAACGAGGGCAAAGGAGAGCCGGCCGCCUCAAUCGUCCUGCAGGGCUUUGAUAAACAAAAAGCCAUCGACCUGCUCUACUGGAGGAACGUGAAGCAGUCCGGGGCCGUGUUCAGCAGCGUGCUCCUGCUCCUCUUCUCGCUGACCCAGUUCAGCGUGGUCAGCGUCGGCGCCUACUUGGCCCUGGCGGCCCUCUCGGCCAGCAUCAGCUUCCGGAUCUACAAGUCUGUGCUGCAGGCUGUGCAGAAGACCGACGAGGGACACCCUUUCAAGGCCUACUUGGAGGUGGAGAUCGCUCUGUCCCAGGACCAGAUCAGUAAAUAUGCCGACAAAAUCCUGCUCUACACCAACACCUGUAUGAAGGAGCUCCGCAGGCUGUUCCUCGUACAAGACCUGAUCGACUCCUUGAAGUUCGCCGUGUUGAUGUGGCUGCUGACCUACGUGGGCGCCCUCUUCAACGGCCUGACACUGCUCAUCCUAGCCGUGGUGUCCAUGUUCAGCAUGCCCGUGGUCUACGAGAAACAUCAGGCACAGAUCGAUCAGUACGUGGGACUAAUACGGACCCAUGUCAACUCUGUGGUGGGAAAGAUCCAGGCAAAGAUCCCCGGGGCGAAGAGGAAGGAGGAGUAGAGGAGUGCGUCUCACCGAGGAAGAUGACAGUCCAGCUCAGUCGGGGCAGCGCGAUCAACCGUUGAAGAGACCGGUCGCCAUCCGUCGGGCAUCGUGCUGCAUCAUCUUGGUGUUCUUCAAAAGCAUCCACUGGAGAAACCUCCACCCUGUGUAUAGCAGUUCAAACACUUAACACACAGUCGCACCUACAUAAUCCUGUUUCUAGGUAGACAAGUACACGACUAGAAAACAAAAGAAAACUGACUUUUUUUUGUGUUGCUUAUUAUUAAAAGUGCAUGAAGUCGA
Molecule: messenger RNA, 2634 nt
Organism: Pungitius pungitius (ninespine stickleback)
Lineage: Eukaryota; Metazoa; Chordata; Actinopteri; Perciformes; Gasterosteidae
Gene: rtn1a
Product: reticulon 1a
Exons: 9
Coding region: 214-2349 (711 amino acids)
Biological process (GO): brain development; neuron differentiation; endoplasmic reticulum tubular network formation
Cellular component (GO): postsynaptic density; neuron projection; endoplasmic reticulum membrane
Source: RefSeq, a predicted model, not a curated record